Molecule: messenger RNA, 888 nt
Organism: Benincasa hispida (wax gourd)
Lineage: Eukaryota; Viridiplantae; Streptophyta; Magnoliopsida; Cucurbitales; Cucurbitaceae
Gene: CXXS1
Product: thioredoxin family protein CXXS1
Source: RefSeq, a predicted model, not a curated record
AAACUUGUGGAGAAUGAUGCAAGGGGGAAGAAGAUCUUUUGCUACUAUUUCAAAACUUGCAUAAGAAGCUAGUGAAGAAUCAAAUCGAAAUCAAAUCAAAUCAAACAAUUUGGAUAAGAUAAAAUCAAGAAGUGGGGUCCGAUUCCUACCCAAAAUCAUAGCAACCCUUUAUCUCCUCUAAUCGAUCCCGCAAACAUUUGGAUUACAGCGAAAUUCCCAUUAUCAAUCGCUGAAGGACUCGGCAAGAUUCUGGGUUGCUGAAGUGGAGAUGGAAGGGCAACAAGAACAGUGGCGACAGAUUAGGGUUGUGAAUAUUGAAUCAAUGGAAUCGUGGAAUUUCUACUUGACCAAGGCCACUCAUCAAGAUUCUCUUGUUGUUGUGCACUUCACUGCUUCUUGGUGUAUGCCUUCGGUUGCCAUGAAUCCAUUCUUUGAAGAACUGGCAUUUAACUACCCAGAUGUUCUGUUUCUCUCUGUCGAUGUUGAUGAGGUUAAGGAAGUGGCUGCUAAACUGGAGAUAAAGGCAAUGCCAACUUUCUUGGUGAUGAAAAAUGGUACUCAGAUUGACAAGCUUGUGGGUGCAAAUCCAGAAGAGAUAAGGAAAAGGAUAGGUGCAUAUGCUGAGGCUAUACAUGUUGCAUAAUGUAAUGGUUUUAUGGUUGGUUUGGUGAUGAUGUAUAUUUGGUGUUGUAAUAUAUGGUUGUGGUUUUGGCAUCAGAUGGAGACAAGGUGUAGGUCUGGCUCUUGUUUAUGUGGUUUCCAGUCUCUCAUCAUGUAACUUCAAGUUUUUUGUACUGUUUUGCAUUCUGUUUAAUUACAUCUACCAUCAUGUUAUUAUUAUCCUGAGCUUGUGAAAUUUAAGGAAAUGGGUUCUGGGUUUUGGUGUCA